Biomphalaria glabrata is the source of this 3081-nucleotide messenger RNA. Its product is annotated as S-methylmethionine--homocysteine S-methyltransferase BHMT2-like. Gene Ontology annotation, molecular function: methyltransferase activity; zinc ion binding. The record is from RefSeq and is a predicted model, not a curated record. The transcript is spliced from 8 exons. Lineage: Eukaryota; Metazoa; Mollusca; Gastropoda; Planorbidae.
UAGGCGUUCAAAAAUAAAAACACAUUAGAAAUGUAAACCCUUAGUUUAAAUCUGGCCUUGACCAAUAUUAAUAAAUCGUCUGCAAACUUGGUAUUUUUAAUUGAAAGCGUUUGUCUCCCCAUUAGUUGAAUUGUACUAUAUGAACUAGAUCUUUGUGGGACCUGGUUCGUUUACAAAGCAUAUGUAGUGUACAGCAACAUUUCGGCAUGUCGAAUACAGGCUCAUUACAAGAGCGUCUCGCCAAUGGCGGUACGUUGGUUGUUGCCGAGGGCAAUGUGUUUGAAUUUGAGAGACGCGGCUAUCUCCAGGCUGGCGCCUUCGUCCCUGAGGUGGUCAUUGAACGUCCAGACCUGGUCAAGCUGAUGCACGAAGAGUUUGUUCAUGCUGGGAGUGAUGUCGUUCUUGCUUUCACGUAUUAUGGGCACAGAGAAAAACUUCGUUUGAUUGGUGAAGAAAGCGAACUGGAAUGUAUGAAUAAACGAGCGCUGUCUAUUGUCAAAGAGGUGGCCAAAUCAACGGGGACUUUAUUUGCUGGAAACAUUUGCAAUUCCACCAUAUAUCGCAAGGACGACCCUGAAAGUCAAAAACAAUUGGAAGCGAUGUUUAAGGAGCAAAUAGAAUGGGCAGUUAAUGCUGGUAUAGAUUACAUCCUUGGUGAGACAUUUAGUGAACUCGGGGAAGCGAUGCUGGCGCUACACUGUAUCAAAAAAUAUGGAAAAGGUGUCCCUGCUGUCAUUACUAUGGCUGCCGCUGGUCAAGAGUUGACAUUUGACAAGGUUCUAUUCGAGGACGCUUGCAAACAGCUGGAAGAUUCAGGGGCGGCCGUUGUUGGGCUCAACUGUGGUCGUGGGCCUGCGACACUAUUGCCUUUAAUGAGAAAAAUUAGACUUGCGUGCAAGGGACCCAUAGCUUGUCUUCCAGUACCUUAGCAAACAUCUGAACAAUAUCCCACGAUGCAAUCUCUUGUUGAUAAGGAAACAGGUAAUCAAGCUUUUCCUUAUGACCUACCUGGGCACACCUGUACCAGAAGUCAAAUAGAAGGGUUUGCCAAGACUUGCAAAGAACUCGGUGUCAACUACGUGGGUCUGUGUUGUGGGAAUGCUUCUCAUUAUAUCCGUAUAGUAGCAGAGGUCUACGGUAGAAAGCCCCCGGCCAGUCGUUACUCGCCAGACAUGUCCAAGCAUUUUAUGUACGGGGAUAGAUCGAAAUUUAGCAAAUAUACGACUGAAGAUUAUGUGGCAUUUAAAAGGGCGAUUCAAUAGAUACGUUUUUUAAACGAAAUAUAUUUUUUUAAAUUUUAAAUAUGUCAAAUGUUAUAAAGCAUUUGUAUUUUUUUAAGGGAAAAAGUAGUUAAUUUUUUCGUCAAUGUUUCUAUGCCCGUUUAAAUCUGUCUUUAAAUCUGUCUGGAAGUCUGUCUGGAAGUCUGUCUGGAAGUCUGUCUGGAAGUCUUGUCUUUAAGUAACGUUGAAACAUCAAAGCAAAAAUUUAAAUUAAGACUUACGAUUAUCACAGUGGUCGCCAACCAGGACCGCCGCUACCUAUUGUGCAACGUGUGCAUUGCACGCAGGCGGCCGACUUUAGGGGGCGGCCAAAUCAUUAUUCCAAGGUUACUUUAUAAAAAAUUUAAUUUAAAAGUCAAUUUUAAAAACAUUUUCACUGGGGGGGGGGAGGUGUGUGCUAGUUCCUUUGAUAUGGAGGGGGGAGGGCGCAACGUCCUGACAAAAAGGGGUGUUAUAGAGUGUGGAAUUUUCCUAAGCGGCGGUAAGAAGAGGUUAAGCGAUUGAUUGGGGGUUAUGCAGUGACGAUGAUGAAAUUAACGUACAUAGUACAAAUGUGAGACGAUCUUAAGACAUGAAAGAGAAAAGACUUUAUUUUUGUUGUGAGCUAGAUUUUGUUUAAAUCUCAGUUUCUUUCAUUACUAUUAGAUCUAGAUCUCAUCUCAAGUUAAAUCGUAAAUACGAACAGUUCUAUUGAGUUUUGUUCACAAAGAAGUUUGUUCAAGUUAUUUAAAGUUUAUUUGUUAAAAAAUAUAAAAUGCCUUCAUCGGCUCAACUGUACUAGCUGUUUAGAGCUCUAAGCCAACAACCGACCAACAACAUGGGAUUAGGGGGUCGGCAAACAACAAAGGUUCAGACCCCCUGCCGACUUGAGCGGAAACCUGACGCAUUUUCAAUUCUAUCUCCUGGAAAAACUUUUUACAACUCUUUAAAAUUAUGUAGUUAACAAUUUCCGAACAAAACAACGUUUUAGAGCACUUUCAUGACGUCACUUUGGAUACAAAGUGUUAAAUUAAUAUAAAUGAAAAUAAACCUAAACAUUGUGACUAAGUUUCUUUUUUAUUUUAUUACAUUCUUUAAAAAAAAAACUCUCGGAUCUCACUGUGGAAGGUUUCAUCGCUCCUCUAGGCUCCAGCUUCUAAAGGGGGUUCGAACGAAAAUGUUGGUAUCUAGGGAGUCGCCACCCGGGAAUGUGAGAAACACUGCCAUAGUAUGUUUUAUUUCAUUGUAUAAGUGAUUUGUACUCACUUUGUUGGCCAAGACGUGUCACUGCAACAAAAAUAAAAUUUAAAAAAAUCGUCCACCUCCAUGAAGUUUGGAUAGUACCGCGUCCCGGGCUGGAUCUUGCCCGAGGGCUAUAGGUUAGGCAUCACUGUGUUAUCUCAAUUCUCGUCCUAGAAAUAAGAGCAAUAGCUACUUCUGGUCUUCUGAAAUCGUGCUUUCGAUAGGCCUGCAUCUUGUUGCCCAAAAAAAAACAGUCGUCAAAAAUGUUCAUUUCAGUUUUUUGGCUCUUCACUUUAAGUUUUUAAUAUCUAAUGCAACUUCUCAUUUGGGGAUUUUAACACUCAAAGUUAAUCACAGUAGUCUGCUCUUUUUUUAGGUCUAAACUUUGAUUUGUAAGAUCUAUUUUACGUUCUUUAUCUCUUUCUCUCCUAAUUGACGAUAUCAACGUUGAUUUGACCUCAUUAAAUUAAAUUAAUGUUUAAUUUUAUAGACUUAAUAAUGUUUUAUAUAGAAAGAGCUUGCAUUCCCCUUUAAACCUAUACCAAAUAAAACAUUUUCUAAUGACAAACGACAAAACUAU